CAUCUCUAUAAAACCAGCUUUUCCAACAUCCCAUCAGUUUAUAAACCACCAAACACUCUCUUCUCUUAUUCUAAUAUAAUCUCUAUCUCUUAAGAAAGUAGAAAAUGGCGAGCAGCAGGACUUCCACACCAUUACUUUCAUUACUUCUUUGCCUUGUGCUACUGUGUGAGGUGGGAAUGCUGAUGGCUCAACUUUCUGCAGCACAAGCCCCAGGCCCCCAGGACGCAUGCCCGAACAAGUGUGCAAAGCGGUGCAGCCUUUCAUGGAAGCCAAAGAUGUGCAAUAAAACGUGCAUAGCCUGCUGCCACAGGUGUCCCGAUCACUGUGUGCCUGAUGGUCCUAGAGCUAGCCGAGAUUCCUGCCAUUGCUACUCACAGAUCAAGACCCAUAACAAGUUCAAGUGCCCUUAGAUUUUACAUUACAUCCUCUUCUUUUAUUUUUACCAGAGAGUGGGAGAGUUUGGAAACUAAAAUAAAAGGAAUAAUAAAAUGACGCUACUGUUUCUGUGGUGGUUUCAAUUA
Molecule: messenger RNA, 521 nt
Organism: Gossypium raimondii (Peruvian cotton)
Lineage: Eukaryota; Viridiplantae; Streptophyta; Magnoliopsida; Malvales; Malvaceae
Product: snakin-2
Exons: 2
Coding region: 105-410 (101 amino acids)
Source: RefSeq, a predicted model, not a curated record